This is a messenger RNA of Gongylonema pulchrum, 1146 nucleotides long. The record is from the annotation of a GenBank genome assembly. Lineage: Eukaryota; Metazoa; Nematoda; Chromadorea; Rhabditida; Gongylonematidae.
AUGAUGAACUUCGCAUCUGUAAAAGUGUUCUUUUUUGCAGUGGAGCCAUGGUUCGAUCGCAUCCCACGUGCUCUCUCAGCUGCUGGCACAUUUUGGCAGGGAACCUGUGCGUCGGUAUUUGAACGAGCUUUGGAAGUGUUUGUUCUGAUUGCAAAACGACUCUUCGAUGCAGCAGCAGAUCGACAGUCGGAAAGCGACAAACCCUGUGGAUUUUUGCUGGUCAAAAAAUGCUGCCAUGAGGCGGAUUUCUUGGCAUGCACCAAUAGCUUGAUGCUCGAGGUUGAAUUCAUCACGAAAUUAUAUAUAACAACCAUACUGGAGGAAAUGCAAAAUGCUGCUCCCAAUGAAACAUUCUGGGGCGGCGCGACAGCCGAGCAAUGGUACCCGCCAAAUACAGUAUCGGCUUUUCUUUCGGCAACACUCGCUAUGGGCAUUUCCGGUGCAUCAAAACUCCGUCUUAUUGGAUACUUUUUGCUUGAUUGCGACAACAUCAAAGAAAAGAGGUGUGAUGCUUUCUUUCAUUUCAAACUCCUGUUCCACCAUCGAGAAUAUCAGGACCUGUGCUCGCAGAUCCAGGAGAAUUGGGAAAAAGAUUGUGGCUACCGACAGCCAGAAAUGCCGCCCAGUGGAGAACUGGUCGAUGAGACAGAUAUCUGGGCGUUUAAUGUACUGAAGCACAGUAAAAUACCCAGGAAAUCUUACGACGUUAUGCCGUCCUCAAGUAAAUGUUCAGGCAAUGGUAGCAGAGAGGACAAACCCCAAGAAGUGGUUAUGUCACUAUUCAAUAGCGGUCAGCAUAAACGGGAAACGUUAUCCAAGGAUGAAUGUCGAGAGUAUGACGCUGAGCAUGGAGAACAUGUUUUAGAAACAAUUUCGGAAUUUGAAAAUCGUUGGAAUAUUUCUGCGUGCGAAAGGAUGUUGCCGAGCGAAGCAGUUGAAAGUGUUCAACGCCUUUUGCAACUGCCUGCAGGGCUUGACCGUGUUGUAGCUGGCACGUCAGCAACAGCGUUUGAUUCACUCACAUCACCAACACGAACAAUGGAACCACCUCCAGCACCGUCAUCAAUUUUGAAAACGAAAAGCGGAUGCUUGGGCAAACGACUCGCUGAUGCUUCUGGUGGUAUCUUUUUUUUCUCAUUGAAAUAA